GGGCGUGGGCGUUUCUUGUUGGGCGCGUAUUGUCUCCGAGCCCUUCACCUCUGUCAUUGGAUUCUCUUGCCUCAACAAAGAGGCACAGUAGGUUCCCACGUGCCCUCGACCAUACAAAGGACCUUCCUUCUGAACCACGAAAUCUGUUUCUUGAAUCUCUAUUGAAGAGUGUGAGUAUCUUAUUUCAUUGAUUCCUAGGGCGUCAGACCCCUAGUCGUGCAUCAUUCGCAACAGAGGUUAAUUAACAUCAAUUCUGGUUAUAUUGUUCCAUGAAAGAAAUGCAGAUAAACGCAUCGCACGAAGGUUACCGCAUUUCUCAAGGCAGCCCCGGCGUUAUUGAACGAACUCCUAAGACCGUUCCAAUGACAUCGUUUCAGGACCUUCAGACUGAGUAUAUCAACUUCAGAAGCUCCAAGCCAGAAACUUCUCUUCUUACUUUGCCGCCAGAGCUGCUGCUCAUCAUUAGCGAAUACCUUGCUUUCCGGGAUCUCCUGAACUUCAAGCUUGUUUGCAAACAGCUGAACGCCUGCACCAAACAAGUCGACAAACACGAUGCUUCCAAGAAUUGCGCCCGGAGGUUUCACGGACUGUCGAAUGCAGCUGACAUUACGUCCCUCAGACUAUGCAUUCUAUGUACCCCAAAGGUGCAUCUACGGCCAGAGGCGUUCAAUUCAUCGACUAGUCCUGCAAUCAUAGCGGCCUCUGAUCGCUCUGGAAAUAGUAUUGAUGUCGUUAAACUACCGAUGCAUGUUUGUUCGCGCCAUGUAUCAGGCUUGUUGACCAACGUUGUUACAACUACCGAUGACUCGAGGAUCAUACCUGGAUGGUAUUCCCACAUCGCGAAAUUCUGUCGCCACUGUCAACAAAUUUGGCACAUCGAGAACAGAAAUAAAAGUAAAUGCACAUGCAACUGCAAAGUAUGCUCCCCGAAGGAGGAUAUUAGGGUAUAUACCCGCUACUACAGGCCUGGAGAGCCAUUUUGUGCCUACUCUCUUGGCUUAUAUCCGGAAGACAUUGCCUUAGAUGGGCCUCCAACGCCAUCUCAACGACGGAAACAAACACAUCCCAUGGAAAGGCGAUUGUUUGUUCGGGAAAAGAUUGAAACUGAGAACAGAGAUGGCUAUUGGCCUCGUACAAGAUACAUCGACCGAGACAUCAAGAUCACUGAUAAUGGAGAAAGCUGGACUCCGGAAUUGGAAGAUCCUACUUGGUUCGAUGACAUUCUUACUUCCCAUCACAACUUCACUGGACCGCCCUGUCCGGAACAUGAUAGAUGUGUUGCCGUUUGCUCUAAGCGGUCUGUAAAACCUGGGCUCGAUUAGCCAGGGGUAGUUUUGCAGAGUCUCUACAAGGGAACGUUCACAAGCCAAUUGGUUAUUCU
Pseudovirgaria hyperparasitica is the source of this 1381-nucleotide messenger RNA. RefSeq lists its product as uncharacterized. Bases 270 to 1322 code for a protein of 350 amino acids. Gene Ontology annotation, molecular function: protein binding. The record is from RefSeq and is a predicted model, not a curated record. Lineage: Eukaryota; Fungi; Ascomycota; Dothideomycetes; Acrospermales; Acrospermaceae. The transcript has 2 exons.